Oppiella nova is the source of this 990-nucleotide messenger RNA. The record is from the annotation of a GenBank genome assembly. Lineage: Eukaryota; Metazoa; Arthropoda; Arachnida; Sarcoptiformes; Oppiidae.
AUUUUUUGAGUCAAAAAUAUGUUCAUUAUGUGAAUUAUUUAAUAUGUUAUUUGUUUUACACUGUGUGGCAUGAAUACAAUUUUUGAAUUAAAUAAUUAAUUUUGUCUCUGGCCAUAUGAAUAAUUGGUUUUAUAAUAUAAUUAAACUUAAAUUUAUAUAUACGAUAUACCUGUGUAAUUAAAUAAUUAAUGAUCGCAUAGUUCUACAGUAAACUACAGUACAUAUAAACACACUGUAAUUGAUUUCAAAAGGGAAGUCUAUUAUAACCAAAAAAGUCCACAUCUAUUAGUCUAACGUACUUGUCAACCAAUGUGUCCAAACAUUUUAAUUAAUAUGUAAUAUAAAUUUUUAUUACAUAAACAUUACAUGAAAAUCGCAUUUAAUUCACGACAUUUGCAAAUUAGUUAUAUAUAAAUAUAUAUACAAUAUAUAAUACUCAAAUAAUAUUCACUACAUAUGUAAUAGUAAUAACACUUAUAAUAAUCGUAGCAUAUAUACUGUAAGAAUAAUUUCUAUUUAAUUGAAUUAUUCUGUUAUAAAAAACCUCAAGAAUCGUAUCGUAAUACUCUUAAGAAUAUUCUUAUGCCGCAUAUAAUGCUACGAAAAACUAAUCGUUUAAAAAGCUAUCAAAAACAGUCGGCAAUCGAUUGUACAAAAUCUAUGGCCACCACUACUACCACCACCACCUACACGGGCACCGGUAGUCAUCACAUAAGUCUAUGGCUAUUCAUAAUCACCACAUUCUUGCUAUGUCCACAAAUUAGUUGCACCGGUAAAGGGACGGCCAACUUUCGUGCCAUUGAAAAGCGUAUACUCGACUCCAUUAUAGGGGACGGACGGUAUGACUCCCGUAUUAGGCCGUCGGGUGCCAACGCCACCAGUGGUGCGGAUGGUCCAGCACUCGUAUCCAUAAAUAUAUACGUGAGAAGUAUAUCCAGCAUAGAUGAUGUGACCAUGACAGCCUUAAAAAGGGGUGAAGUGGUUUACUAA